AUGGCAAACGGUUGGAGUCUCCUAAUCGGCCUCAUCGUCGUCGUGGCCGCCGGCGUCGCAGCUUGGUUGUUUAGUCCGAAGGGGGAGAAUCAGACAGUCUGGCGAAGCACAAUCAUCCUCUCGCUUGCGAGCUGUUAUCUGAUGUGGGCGAUCACAUUCCUCGCACAAUGGCAUCCGCUCAUUGCUCCCCGGAGAUCGGAUAUCCGGCCUGAUCGCGUACCGCAGUGA
Messenger RNA from Aspergillus calidoustus, 228 nucleotides. The record is from the annotation of a GenBank genome assembly. NCBI's taxonomy places the organism in Eukaryota, Fungi, Ascomycota, Eurotiomycetes, Eurotiales, Aspergillaceae.